UGGAAAAAGAAUUCUUUAUUCUAAAAAAACCUUAUUAAGCGUUAUAAAAGUAUGUUGUACUUCAUUAAGAAAUUAUAAAACGAUUAUCCGAACAUCAAUUUUUGGAGUUGAUGUACUUAAUGCAUGCAUUAAAG
Racocetra persica is the source of this 134-nucleotide messenger RNA. The record is from the annotation of a GenBank genome assembly. Lineage: Eukaryota; Fungi; Glomeromycota; Glomeromycetes; Diversisporales; Gigasporaceae.